Molecule: messenger RNA, 4444 nt
Organism: Coregonus clupeaformis (lake whitefish)
Lineage: Eukaryota; Metazoa; Chordata; Actinopteri; Salmoniformes; Salmonidae
Product: membrane-associated phosphatidylinositol transfer protein 3
Exons: 20
Coding region: 335-3229 (964 amino acids)
Biological process (GO): phospholipid transport
Cellular component (GO): cytoplasm
Molecular function (GO): phosphatidylcholine binding; phosphatidylcholine intramembrane carrier activity; phosphatidylinositol transfer activity
Source: RefSeq, a predicted model, not a curated record
AACACUGGUCCUUGAAACAGUUCUACUGAUAUGACACUAGUGGAAGGGAGGGCAGUAGCGAAGUCUUCACAGAUACAAAUACUGAAAGUGUGUUUAGUACAAGAGGCAGAUCCGCUGGAUGUGGUUCUUGUCACCGAUGAACCAGAGGAGCUCAGCUGCAGAAUUCAAGACGAGACAAAAAGCGCAGCCUCACUGCCUCAGGGCUACCUAUCCUCUGCCUGGCUGGCGUCAAGGUGCGGGGACAAGGGAGUGAGCGCCCACUCUGUUAAAACUAUCUGACAAAAUGACACCCCAGUGACUCCGCACCUACCUUGGUAGAGACACAGAGGUUGGGAUGGCGAAGGAAACGAGAGGGAAAGCCGCUUCCCGCAAGCACAGCGUCUCCCACUGGCGGAUGCAGGACAUUGCACAGGAGUCUGUUGACAGCUCAGAUGAGGAGUUUUUCGAUGCCAGAGCAGAUAUGCUGGAGGGGAAGAGUGCCAUCCUCCUGGGAAUGAGCCAGUGGAACUCUAACGACCUGGUAGAGCAGAUCGAGACCCUGGGACACAUGGACCAAUCACAAGGGAGCCUGUACCGCCUGGGGCGUCCUCGAUGUGUCCCUCAGAGCAGCAUCGACGGGUUAGAGGACAUGGAGAAGACCCAGUGUAAGACCCACGUGUUGCUGCUGGUGAUGCAUGGUGGGAACAUCCUGGAUACGGCAGGGGCAGACCCUGGCACCAAGGCUGGCGAUGCCACCACGCUGUCCUCCGUGCUGGAGAAGGUGGCUCUGGCACACUUCCAGGCCGCCGCAGAACAUGUGAUGAUCAAGCUAGUGGCCUGCCCGGCUGUGUGCGCCGAGGCCUUCUCCCUCGUCUCCAAUCUGAACCCAUACAGCUAUGAUGAGAGCUGUGUGUCCAGCAGCGUUGACCACCUGCCCCUGGCUGCCCUCCCGCUCCUCGCCAUCGCUGCGCCACACUACCAGGACGCCGUGGCAACCCUCAUCACCCGUGCCAACCAGGUCUACCACAGCUUCCUCGCGUCCCAGGACGGACAGGGCUUCACCGGACAGGUGUGUGUGAUGGGCGACUGUGUGGGAGGUGUGCUGUGCUUCGAUGCCCUGUGUUUCAGCAGCAGCAGUAGUAGCAGCCAGAGGCAGCACAGCAGCCACAGCAGCAGCAGGAACAACAGCACUGAGAGCCUCAAGGAUAACCAUGAGGACAGCCCCUGUCACAGCCCCAGCCUGGGCCUCAGCUCCAGUAAGAGGCUGAGUAAGAGCAACAUUGAUAUCUCGGCCCUGCCCAGCGAUGAACACAGCCAGGGCAGACAGCCCCUCAUCAGGAAACAGAGCGACUCGUAUGAUGGAGAUACAUCUACUGGACAACACAGCUUCUUCAGCAGUCUGAUGCAGGAGGGGGUGGACCUGCGUCCCGGCAGCAGCAGUAGUCUGAUUUUGAACCCAGGGAGGUUUGACUUUGAGGUUUCCGAAUGUUUCCUGCUGGGCUGUCCACUGGGCCUGGUGCUGGCCAUGAGACGCACCGUACUGCCUGCUGUCCAGGUGAGUCAACUCCGUCCUGCCUGCACCCAGAUCUUCAACCUGUUUUAUCCCUCGGACCCCUCUGCCUCCAGACUAGAGCCCCUGCUGGAGCCCCUCUUCCACAAGCUGCCCCCCUUCCCCAUGCCGCGCUACCAGCGCUACCCCCUGGGAGAAGGACGCUCCACACUCAUAGCUGACAGUAUCCAAAGCCACCCAGAGGUGUUCCUUGAGGCAGAGCCCAGUCCUGGUGCCCCGACCUUGCCCCCUUCCCCUGAGACAGACAGCAGUGGGAAGGGAGGAAGAGGAGGAGGAGGAGGGCGCAGGGCCAGUGUGACCAGCGUGGACAGUGAGACAUCCUUCUGCUCUGUGGGCCGGAUGAGUAGCACCAUCACCAACAUUUCCAGUAGCUGGUGGGGCUCUAAGAGGUUGGACUAUGCUCUGUACUGUCCAGACGUGUUGACCUCCUUCCCCACCGUGGCACUGCCUCAUCUCUUCCAUGCCUCCUACUGGGAGUCCACUGAUGUAGCUGCGUUUGUGCUCCGACAGCUCAUGCGAUGCGACAGUGUGAAGACCCAGGAAGCUAACACCAAGGACUCAGCCCCCUUCUCUCCAUCCAGCCCACGGGAGAAGUGGCUUCGCAGGAGGACGCCUGUCAAACUGAGGAAUGUGACUGGCAACCACAGGGUGAAUGAUGUCAUCGCCACAGAGGAGGGACCACAGACUCUGGUUGGUCGGUUCAUGUAUGGCCCCCUGGACAUGGUGACUCUGACUGGAGAGAAGGUGGACAUUCUCCUGAUGACCCAGCCCCAGUCCGGCCGCUGGGUCCACUUUGACACGGAGGUGACCACCAGUAGUGGCAGAGUGGUUUACACCAUCCCCAAGAGCAAAAAGCUGGCCACCGGGGUCUACCCUAUCAAAAUGGUGGUCAAGGGAGAUCAGACGAGUGCGGAGGCCUACUUGACGGUGCUGCCCAGGGGGAUGGAGUGUGUGGUGUUCAGCAUCGAUGGCUCCUUCGCUGCUAGCGUCUCCAUUAUGGGCAGUGACCCUAAAGUCCGCCCCGGAGCUGUGGAUGUCGUCAGACACUGGCAGGACUUGGGCUAUCUUAUCAUCUACAUCACAGGGAGGCCAGACAUGCAGAAGCAGCGCGUGGUGUCAUGGCUGUCCCAACACAACUUCCCCCAGGGCAUGAUCUUCUUCUCUGAGGGCCUGGUCCAUGACCCACUGAGACAGAAAACCAUCUUCCUCAGGAACCUAGUGCAGGAGUGUCACAUUAAGAUCAACUCAGCAUACGGCUCCAUGAAGGACAUCUCUGUGUACAACAUGCUGGGUCUGAGUCCUUCCCAGAUUUAUAUUGUGGGCAGGCCUUCCAAGAAGUACCAGAAUCAAUGCCAGUUUCUAAGUGAUGGCUAUGCAGUGCACCUCUCCUCACUGCAGUUUGGCCACCGGGCCAGACCCAAGAAGACCUCCUCGGUCCGCAUGGUCCUAAGGAAAGGCUCCUUCGGCCUCUCUGCCAAACCUGACUUCCUGUGUAAACGCACCCACCUGAGGAGAACCAUGUCUGUCCAGCACGCUGACCCUCCCUGCACUCCCAACCCCAAGCCUGAGCGGGCCCAGAGCCAACCAGAGUCUGACCAGGAUCCCGAGGGAGGAGGAGGGGGCGGCGGCCAUGGUGUCUGGGGGCGGGCCUCCAUGCACCGUGGAGAAGCCACACCCUGACGGACAGAGAGAGAUGGAGGGAGGAUGGAAGAGGAGGAGGACAAGGGUCACAUUGUCCAGGGCCAAGUGUUGUCACCUAUAUUGGAUCUUCUGCUGGUAUUAGUUAUGUUAACCUCCUGCUUGGCCCUCUACACUUCUUCAACAGCAGACCUUCUCCACUCCCAGGACUCAAUAGAUAAUGUCUAAUAUUCCUCAAGCUUUCGCCUAAUGCUUGAAACAGCCAUGGAUUCACCCAAAUGCUGCCUCUCAAGCUCAAAUUACGUAUAAUGUGGCAAAAGUUUUUUCAGUCGCAGUGCUAUUGAAACAAUGUGUUAUAUUUUGUCAAGCAGAGAGAGAGACACUUUGGUCAUUUGUAUCAUGGUGCAGAAACACUUGCUGCAAAACAGGAGAUCAACACACAGACGCGACCACAGUCGAAUGCUAGAAGACUCCCUCUCGUCCCCCACUGGGAAUAGUAACAGAGGAGAUCCUGUUGAAACCUAUGGAGGAACUUUCUAGCCCAUGCAAUAUACCAUCAGGAGCUGUUCCAGACAGUGUGUUUAUUGACCUGGUGUGUUGACAGGUGGCAGAGCUGCACUGACAGACUCCUGCAAUUAUCCUCUAUUUAAAUAGGACAGACAUCUUGUCCUUCUCUAUGGUCUCUGUCCCCAGGAGCGCUGUGGGGCCUCUGGCUGCUUCACGCUGGGGACAUUAACCUUAUGUUCCUCAGCCUGGCUGACCUGACCUAACCCCACUCCAGCCUCAGCCCUAUAGCCAUCCAUCCAUCUCUCCCUCUCUCAUUCAGUCAGUCAGUGAGGCAGAACACGGCUUCAGACAGCAGCCUGGUAGGGGGUCCAUGGCCACUGAACUGAUGACAGAGUGGACAGCUCGAGGUUGCUCUGACUUGCACUCUCCAAGUACUACAGUAUACCGCGGUGCUUGGUGUCCUGUAGUUCUCAAUCCUAAAGGUUGUGUUGUAUCUCAGCAAACUCACUGCAGACUGUGACAAUGCCUGUGGAAUGCUGUUACUCCUGGUGGCUCAGAUACAAUAGCGGGAUUUGCUUGCUGUUGUUGUGAUCUUAUAUCUGACCCCAGAAGUUGAACUACGUGUUUUACUCCUUCUCUGUCGGGUUCCUGGGCUUGUAUGGAUGGACUGAGUAUGAUAUGCUUUGUAAAGCUGUUUGAGGGAAUUGUUAUACUGAAUUGACCGAAAUUCUUUACAGGGUUGUGAUGAGA